Triplophysa rosa is the source of this 7833-nucleotide messenger RNA. RefSeq names its product gastrula zinc finger protein XlCGF57.1-like. The record is from RefSeq and is a predicted model, not a curated record. The transcript has 3 exons. The coding region runs from base 5798 to 7363 and encodes 521 amino acids. Lineage: Eukaryota; Metazoa; Chordata; Actinopteri; Cypriniformes; Nemacheilidae. Gene Ontology annotation, molecular function: methyltransferase activity; 2-oxoglutarate-dependent dioxygenase activity.
CGCAACUCUUGUUUACAAGCAGACGCACGCUCCCCCCUCGGAUAAUUGUUUUUCAAGAGGAGUUUUCUUUAAAUGUUAAUUGUUUAAAAGAUGUGAAUAGUACAAAAGCUAAAUAUUUAUAUUAUUUGUUGAUCGAUUUCUGGUUUCACAGUGUGAUUUUUACAGCGUUUCUUUCCUUCUUUUUUAUUCUUUGAUUUUUUUGUUGUUGUUUGUUUGUUUGUUUAUGUAAUAUAUGUGGGUUGGUACAAUUCACUACACAUUGUGGAGGAUUAAUGUUGUUAUUGUCGUUUUGUUGUUAAUCAUAAAUCAAAAUAAAGGAUUUUUUUUAAAGCAGUACGCUGUACUAUAUAAACUGAUCUUCGCAAAAUGUCUGAUGUUUUGGGUUUUGGCCCGACCGAAUGCGCAUGCGUCGAAGUGCUCUCGUGAACGCGCACCAUUGACUGACAAGCCAGAUGAGAAUAUAUCGAUUAUAGUCGUUUUUUUGGUUUGAUUUUCGAACAUGAAGUAUUCUCGUCGCUUCAAAAAAAAAUCAAUUGAGCCACUAUGAGCGGAUGGAUCAAUUUCACGAUAUCUUUUGUACUUUUCUGGACCUUGACAACAACUAUAACCAUGAUGUCUCUGAGGAGGCCUGGAAAUCUCUCGGAUGUCACCUAAAAUAUCUUUAUUGGUGUUCCGAAGAUGCCGGGAGGUCUUAAAACAUGUUGAACGUCAUGUGGACCCUUCUGUCAAACUCCUGAAGUUUGCAGAUGACACCACAGUCAUUGGCCUUAUUCAAGACGGUGAUGAAUCUGCUUACAGAAAGGAGGUUGCUCAGCUGGCUGCCUGGUGUAGUCAAAACAACCUAGAGCUGAAUGCAUUCAAGACAGUGGAGAUGAUAGUGGAUUUCAGAAGGAACCCUCCAUCACUUCCUCCCCUCACCAUCCUGGACAGCACUGUGGAUACUGUGGAGUCAUUCAGGUUCCUGGGCUCCACCAUCUCUCAGGACCUGAAGUGGGAGUCCCACAUAGACUCCAUUGUAAAGAAGGCCCAGCAGAGGUUAUACUUCCUCCGUCAAUUGAGGAAGUUCAACCUACCACAGGAGCUACUGACCCAGUUCUACUCAGUGGUCAUCGAAUCUGUUCUGUGCACUUCAAUUACUGUUUGGUAUGGCUCGGCCACCAAAUCAGACCUACGAAGACUACAACGGACAGUUCGUAGUGCUGAGAAAAUUAUUGGUGCUCCUCUGCCCACACUUCAGGACCUGUACGAUUCCAGAGUGAAAAACAGGGCAAGAAAAACCAUCAUUGACUCCACACACCCAGCACACAAACUUUUUUAACUGUUACCCUCUGACCGGCGCUUCAGAGCACCUAACACCAAGACUUCCAGACACAAAAGCAGCUUCUUCCCCCAGGCAAUCUCCCUCCUAAACAGAUAACUGCUACCUAAGAGCAAUAUUCCACUUUCACUACUGCUAUAGUGUGCACUAUAGUGCCGUAUUAUAUGUAUGUUUUAUUUCUAAAUGUAUAUAACACAUUUGCACAAGUGUACAUACAAUCUGUUAAUAUGUAUAUUCUACUACAGUAUAUACUACCCUGUACAAUGUCUCUUAUAUGUUAUUAUCCCACAUUUCCUGUACAAUAGUCGUUUAUUUUAUAUUUGCAUAUUUUAGAAUCUUUUAGACUGUAAAUCUUAUUAUUGUAUUGUCAUUGUGUUGAAUGUCUGUACUAGAAGCUUCCAGCACCAAAGAAAAUUCCUUGUGUGUGCAAGCACACUUGGCUGGCAAUAAAGCUCUUCUGAUUGUGAUAAUCUGCAGCGCCGCUUGAAGUAGAACAAACCUACUCACUGUCUGGUUCACUACCAAUUAUGUUCCGUAUAUUUACAACACCAUUGGAUUAAAGUGCUGUCAAUUUCACAACCAAUGCUCAACGCCAUUGGAUACACUGACUAUACGCGGUGACGCGGAAUACACAGCUUAAACAGGAGAAGCGCGAUUUCGCAGACUGCAGACCACGUCUAUGUUCCUGUAAGUAUUAAAUUAAGUAUGAAAUACGUUAAUGUAUGUUGAAAGCUUGGUUGUGUUAUUCAGCCGCGACGCAUCACCACCGCUUAAAAUAGAAAUCGUUAUGUUACGUUUCUUCCUGUUGUUUCAAAGAUUAAAGGCACAAUCACUGCAGUAACGUGGUAAAGGCUAAAAUCCUUUAGGGUUUUAAUGCUGCGUUCCUACCAAACGCGAAUGAUUUACAUGUUAAGUCCAUGCAAAUACGCGCGAAUUGAGCGUUUCGGGCGUUUGACGCGUGAUUCGCGCGAGUUGAAAAAUCUGAAUUUUGGCGAUAAUUCGCGUCGGAGCGAGCGGAGGCAGAAAUCCGAAACAACAAUGGAGGACGAAAUCAUCGUCGCUGUAAUGUGGAUACCCGGAGCUGUACGAUACAUCUUACUUUUAUCGAAACGGGAAUAAAAAGCAUCUUGCUUGGAAGAAAGUGAGUGAGGAGGUCGGACAAUCUGAUAAAUUGUAAAAAACGAUCUUUACUCAAUUUGAGGGCUGUCACGAUAAACCGAUGAUUAAUAUCACGUGAUUUAUGCACAGCUUUUGAGUGAAGUACAGGGAAAAUGCUGCUGCAUCCGAAAGCCAGAGGGUGUUCUCGUGCGGAAACUCCAAAUACGCACUGCAGAAGAACACCAUAACACAUUCUAGAAUCUAGGAAAUGCCUGUGGACAUCUUUUUAUCACUGUUACUCAAGUCUCAUCAGGUAUUUUUAUGAUAAUAACGUAUAUUUAUAUCAUGUUUGACGGGUGUUGCUUUUUCAAAAGUACAUUAUAAGCGACUCAAACUCGCACUGCUUUUAGAUCGAGCAGCAUUUCCUACUGAUCCCAGAGCUGUGCUUCACGGACAAGCUACGCAUUAAAAAAAAUCGACACAUUGCAUAUCGCAGCCAGCUCGAUUACAAUAAGAUUUGGUGAUAUCGCGAUAAAUUAUCGUGCAGCCCAGGCUGGAGCCGCCUGGCAGAAACCCUUACAAUAACGCGAAUUCGCGUCUGUUGUGAAGUGAAUUACACGCGCGAAUGAAGCGAGUAAACUCAAAAUGUUCAAGCGUCAUGUGGGAAUGCCCUGUUUCUGACACUUGGAAUUUUAAGAUGUAGAAUAGUAAAUUUGAAUAAACAAACGUUAUUACGUAGUAGAGUCUUAUAUAUUUUUUCGUUUGCAAUGUCCAAGAACAGCUUCACGUUUAAAUGAUUUUGUCUUUAAUCAGAUGAAAAUAUGCUAUUAAAUAUACUAUUUGAGUAGUAUUGAUGUUUACGUUUUUAGACAGAAUUUUGUAGAAAAAAUGAAACGGACACAAAGUCAGGCACAGCAGAAGGACAUUCAAGGUGUCUUCAAGAAACUUCAUAAACAUAAAUUAACCAUAGAAUCGCCCUGGUCUCAACUAGGCACUUAAUCAAAAAUCAGUUUAAUUACUCACUUUCUGCUGUGUCUGACAGUCCCUCUGACGCAAAAGAAGCCAUUUAAUUAUUCACUAACUCCAACUGAACUGAAGUUCAAAACAAAACGGGAAUUUCUUGCAUUAUUAAUCAGAAUCAGAAGAGCUUUAUUGCCAAGUGUGCUUGCACACACAAGGAAUUUCCAUUGGUGUUGGAAGCUUCUAGUACAGACAUUCAACACAAUGACAAUACAAUAUAAUAAGAUUUACAGUCUAAAAGAUUCUAAAAUAUGCAUAUAUAAAAUAAAGACUAUUUUACUAUUUUUUUACUAUUUAAAGCUAGACUUGUUAUUACCACUGGUGGGAAAAUCGAAGUUCGCUGAAAUUCGAACCUUGAACUGUCACGAACAUCAAAAUACAGCUUUUCUUUACGUUAAACUAUUUAACAAAAUGUCAUGUUUUCAGGUUAUUUGAACUGUUUAUAGGUGAUAUAGGCGAUUAACCAUGAUUUUACUAAAGUUUACUAUGAUAUUUGAAGUAAAACGCAUAUGUUUAUCGCAAAAUGCUUCGUUGUAUUUAAUUACAGAAGUUUUUUAUGUUAUGUAAUUUGCUCAUAGUAUUACUAAAGUAUAGUAUUAUUAAAGUUAUUGUAAAGUUUCACUUUAAUCCACAAAUAAUAGCUGUAUAUUUAAAGUUGUUUCUAGACCGCACAACAAAAAAUGUAUUUGGUUAAUAUUUACUGAGAAUCAAUGUCUUGAAAGGUUUGUUUCAUUGGUGACAAUAGCCUAACAGUGAAAACGCCCAUUAGUGUUAAUGGAGCUGUCAGGCUUCUGCUGAUUUUCAUGAAAGCUUUUUAUUUCAGUACUAACAGGCACAUCAGUGUUAACAGCUGUCAUUAUUCUAGGCUGAUCUAGGUUCCCAUUUUCACCUAUUUCAUUCAGUGUUGAAAUGUCUUAAGCUUAAAAUAGUGGUGAUAUCUCAAGCUCUCAUGUAAAUUUCCUUACAAAACAAAUGUUUGUGUUUUGAAUAGGCUGUGGUAAAUGCCAAAUUUGAUAUCCGUCAUUUAAAGCAAGUCUUUUUUAGGGGUUUUGCUAUAAUCUGAUUGGAAAUAGGUUGGGGCCUAGUUGUAAUUGGUCAAAUCUACUGAAUUUAGUUACUGAAUUGAGCUGUUAAACUUAGUUGUUGAGUGCAUCAAAUUUAACAGAAAUUAUUUUGAAUUAAAUAUAUUUUUAUUGUGAAUCAAAUAGAAUUGAAUCAUUUUGAUUCACAAUCAGACAAUACGAUCUUCAAUUUGCUGUCUACCCAAAGAUUCACACCCCUACAGUCAAUCUCUGCAUACACUCUUAAAAAUACCUCUUAAAAUACACUCUUAAAAAUCACCUUUCUAUUUCGCAAAAUGUUCUUUGUGGCGAAAAAAUAGUUUUUUGGAUUAUAAAAAGUUAAGAAAGAUAUGGUUCUUUAAAGAACCUUUAACUGAAUGGUUCUUUGUGGAACCAAAAAUGGUGGUUCUAUGGCAUCGCUCUGAAGAACCUUUUAAGCACCUUUAUUUGUAAGAGUGCAUAAUAUGUGUUCACUGUAAAAAAACAACUAGUAGGAUUUAGAUAUUUUUGGGGGGUUUAUUUGCACAAGUUUUGCACCCAGUUUUUUAAGUACAUUUUUCCUUACUAUGUUUUUGUAAAGUUUUUUUUCACAGUUUCACACAUUUUGUGAAAGGUUUUUUUAAGUAAACUUAAAAAUAAUGUAAAUCCUGCUCGUCGUUUUGUACAGUGUUAUUUUUGUAAUUUGUUUGUGGUAAAUGUUAUUGGUAUUUGAUAUAGUGUAUAGCAUCUUGGGCAACAAUUGUUGUUUUUAGUGAUGCUACACUCAAAAAAAUAGUUCAUGUGGCUUAGUAAAUAUCACAAAAAUAAAGUUAUAUUAACUUAAUAAAAUCUUUUAAAAUCAUUUAACUGAAAUUUCCAGUGGGACAUAUAAAAAAUGAUUCAAAUUCCAACAGUUAAUGUCCUCUAAAAUUGACAUAUAUUAAGUUUAUUUAAUAAAAAACAAGUAUCAAAUUAAAUUAUAUUUUUAAUAUACACUUAAUAUUUUUGGUGAAUUCUAAUAUAAAUAUUUGAGUUACUUCGAUUUAAUAAAGCUGAGUUGUGUUGAGUUACUGACAAUGUCUCUCUAACAUCUCCAGAUCACAACUACAGUUCACCUCAGCAGUGAUUCACGCCUUCAGUAAAGCUCCUCCUACAGCAAUCCACCAAUAAAUGCCAGAAACCAAGGAGAAGAAAAAUCACUCCAGGUGUACAACUGAGUUCUUCAUACUGUUGUUGGAGUUGGUGGAAGAGAAGUUUGAGAACAUGAGAGAUCCAGAACUAUCCAAAAUGGAAAUGGAAGUGACCAAAGAACAAAUGAGAUAUGAUGGAAGUGAAUAGGGAGAGUAAAGCUAAGGUACAAGAUGCUGAUAAGAAACGCCAGCAUGCACAAAAAUCCCAGAAUGUUUCACAAAAAGGAGCUCGGAGAACAGGAGACGUGGAAAGAGUGGAAAAGAGAGCAUGUCGACAGUGUGGAAAGAGUUUUAUCUCUACGAAUGGCCUUAAAGAACACAUGAAACUGCACACCGGAGAGAAACCAUUCACAUGUCAUCAGUGUGGAAAGAGUUUAGCAAGUAAACGUAGCCUUAAGUCGCACAUGAGAAUUCACACUGGAGAGAAACCAUUCACGUGUCAUCAGUGUGGAAAGAGUUUAGCAAGUAAAGAUAGCCUUAAGUCGCACAUGAGAAUUCACACUGGAGAGAAACCAUUCACGUGCCGCGAGUGUGGAAAGAGUUUUACAUUUGAUACUAGCUAUAAGCAGCACAUGAGAGCUCACACUGGAGAGAAACCAUUCGCAUGUCAACAGUGUGGUACGAGUUUCGUAAAUCAAAGUCACCUUAAGAGGCACAUGAGAAUUCACACUGGAGAGAAACCAUUCACGUGCCGCGAGUGUGGAAAGAGUUUUACAUUUGAUACUAGCUAUAAGCAGCACAUGAGAGCUCACACUGGAGAGAAACCAUUCGCAUGUCAACAGUGUGGUACGAGUUUCGUAAAUCAAAGUCACCUUAAGAGACACAUGAGAAUUCACACUGGAGAGAAACCAUUCACGUGCCGCGAGUGUGGAAAGAGUUUUACAUGUAACAAUAACUAUAAGGCACACAUGAGAAUUCACACCGGAGAGAGACCUUUUACAUGCCAACAGUGUGGACAGAGUUUCGUACAUUCAAGUUACCUUAAUAUUCACAUGAGGUCUCACACCGGCGAGAAACCAUUUGCUUGCCAUCAUUGUGAAAAGAGUUUUAAAAGUGCGGGAGAAAUUAAGACGCACAUGAGAAUUCACACCGGAGAGAAACCGUUUGCAUGCCUUCAGUGUGGAAAGUGUUUUGCACUCUCAGGUCACCUUAAGCUACACGUGAGAACUCACACGGGAGAGAAACCAUUUGCAUGUCAACAGUGUGAAAAGAGGUGUACGAGUACAAGUCACCUUUAUAGACACAUGAGAAUUCACACCGGAGAGAAACCAUUUUCAUGCCAUCUGUGUGGAAAGAGUUUAGCAAGUAAAGGUAGCCUUGAGGCACACAUGAGAAUUCACACCGGAGAGAAACCAUUCCAAUGCCAACAGUGCGGAAAGAGUUUUACAUGUAAAAAUACCCUGGAGUUACACGUACGAACUCACACUGGAGAGAAACCUUUCCAAUGCCAACAGUGUGGACAGAGUUUUGCAUCCCAAUGCAACCUUAAGAGACACACGAGAACUCACACUGGACAGAAUCAAGUGUUCACUUGCAACGAGUGUGGAAAGAGUUUCACAGUGAAAUUGAGCCUUGAGUCGCACAUGAGAAGACACGCUGGAAUUAAACCUUUUGGAUGUCAUAGGUGUGGAAAGAGUUUCACUACUAAGGCUGACCUUAAAAGACACAUGAGUACUCACCCUGAAGAGAAUUCGUAAACGUGCUACGGGUGUGGAAAGAGUUUCUCACCUGUGUUUUCACUCUGGAGGAAAGCAGUUGAACUGAUCAGUGCAGUUCAAAGUUGAAUUCUGCGUCAACAUGCAACUGGUGCACUGUUUUGUGGCCUGUUUCAAAGCUGAUGAUAUGUAAAAAAGUUGAUUUUGUUAAAUUUCCUCUGUAAUGAAAAUUAAUUUUUUUAAGUUGUUUAUAUGUCUGUGUGGUGUUUUUAAAGUCCUAUUUUGAAUUAGCCUAUUUAAAUUCCUAUUUUUUCAUGAAAUAUUGCUGUGUUUGUUGUAAAUAGCAUAUCAGUGCGGCGGGUCAGUCUCUUUUGAAAAUUUGUGCCCUCAUCAUUUUUUUUCAGCCUAGUAUAAUAUGGAGUUUUUUUGUAUCUUUUUUAUUCAAUCAAAGAUUCUGUGUUCGAGAGUAAAAUUAAUUAUUUUGUAAUUAAAAAAAUAAAACAUCGCAAAAA